Molecule: messenger RNA, 1221 nt
Organism: Adineta ricciae
Lineage: Eukaryota; Metazoa; Rotifera; Eurotatoria; Adinetida; Adinetidae
Source: the annotation of a GenBank genome assembly
AUGACUCAAACAAGUCCAUUAAUAACCGAUAAAUCAGCUCGUCAGAAUGCUCCAUCAUCUUCAGCAGCAACUAAUUCUCGAAAGACUCGAUCGAAUCGCCGUACGCGUCGUUCAUCAACGAAUACGCCACACGAUAAUAAACAAGCUGUAUUCUAUUAUCCACUUCAUCAUCAACAUUACAAUCUUCCAGGAACAACAGCGGCAAGUAGCACUCGAACACAUUCAACGCAUCAUCAUCCAUUGCAUUAUAAUCGUGGCAAUCUUUCACAAUUAGCACUAUGUUCGAAAAAUAUCUAUAAUUAUGAAAGUCUGUUGAAUAUUUGUAAGUUACAAUCAUUACAUUUUUCAAUCGAUCGAAGUCUAAGUUUGCCAAAUCUUUACUCGCCAAUCAUUGCCGGAAGGAAACGUCAUCGAUCGGUAACCGUGCCAGGUAACAUCGAAGAUUAUUUAGAAGAUGAGGAAGAAGAUGAAACAGAAAAGAAGAAGUUCUUCGAACAGAUAUAUCGUGAUAUAUGUAAAUUAUUACGUGUCCUACGCAUUCUACCGUUUCUUUUACUUUGCAUCUGCGUCACAAUCAUAACUAUUUUUUAUGAUGCUACUUGGACGUUUCUUGUCGAUUACAUGGGCCGUAAUGGCAUUGAUUCCGAAAAAGGUGCACAUUUACUUCUAGUAGUUGGAGUUAUCUCAAUAUUCGGUGAAAUCGGGUAUGGAUACAUGGGAGAUUCCAAGAGAAUCUCGCCGCUCUAUAUCUACGCGGGAUCACUAUCUUUGGCUGGUCUUUCUCAAUUACUCAUUCCAGUGGUUAUUGAAAGAUAUUCACUUCUAAUGCCGUUAAUGCUGUUUACUAGUUUCUUACAAUGCGCACAGGAAGUCCUAAUGCCAAUCUUAUGUAUUAAAUUUGCCGGAGCACCGAAUUUCGCAAAUGCUUACGGUAUGUUACUUCUUUCACAAGGUAUAUCCUCGUUAGUCGGACCGCCUACACUCGGCUUCGUCGCGCAGAAAUAUUAUUAUAAAUUAGCUUAUAUCGUGAUCGGUUGUGGUACAGCAACAGGCGCAUCAUUACUCUUUACAAUGCCAUUCGUACGUCGGUGUUACAAGUUUGUCACAUCGAAAUCUAACCAAAGAAAGACGAAUACAUUAGUUACAUCAAGCAAUGGUGAUUUGCCAGCACCAACAUCAAUUAGUAAUUCACAUAGUGGAACAUUAGCGAAUACAAAAUAA